This is a messenger RNA of Bradysia coprophila, 1820 nucleotides long. It is a transcript of the gene Pop2, whose product is annotated as CCR4-NOT transcription complex subunit Pop2. Gene Ontology annotation, cellular component: CCR4-NOT complex. The record is from RefSeq and is a predicted model, not a curated record. Gene Ontology annotation, molecular function: poly(A)-specific ribonuclease activity; nucleic acid binding. Lineage: Eukaryota; Metazoa; Arthropoda; Insecta; Diptera; Sciaridae.
CACCAAUUAAAUGUCUAAUGUGACUUUAUGACGCCUGCUCGUUGCCCAGACAUGUCUUUAAACAAACUAAAAGUUUAAAAAUCAUUUUUUUAAUCAAAAUAAAACGAUAAACAAUCCGAAACACGACAAUUGUACUUUUUUACAAGAUCCUUGUAAUGGGCCUUUCGCACAAAUGAAAAUAAAAACACCGUCGAAGACUGUACUCGGAAAGUUCGAUCAAUUGAUUAUUAUUCGACGUAAACCUAUCUAAAUUAAACACAACUAAUCAACUUGUAAACGGGACACACCGUGGCAGAAGUUGGCGAUUCAUCUGAUAUAUCCACCAAAAUAUUGUCAAGGGAAAUUCUAACUGGGAUCUAACUAAUUCUCUGUCCACACUCCCAACGACCGACGAUUCCGUAAAAAAAAGUUAUUUUUUUUUAGGCGAUGCCAUCGGCAAUCGGCGGCGGUCAUGCAUCGCAUUCGAAUAAUACCAUACCGAGUAAUGAGGAAUGCGGUAUACGCGAUGUUUGGAAGCAUAAUUUAGAGGAAGAAUUUAGAACUAUACGUCAGGUGGUGCAGAACUACAAUCAUGUUGGCAUGGACACUGAAUUUCCUGGUGUUGUGGCUCGGCCGAUUGGUGACUUUCGUUCGCCGGGAGACUAUCAAUACCAGUUGUUAAGGUGUAACGUUGACCUACUCCAUAUCAUCCAAUUGGGCUUAACGUUUAUGGAUGAUGAUGGCAAAACACCACCGGGCUAUUCAACAUGGCAGUUUAAUUUCAAGUUUAAUUUGAGUGAAGACAUGUAUGCGCAGGACUCCAUCGACCUUCUUCAGAAUUCGGGCAUUCAAUUCAAAAAGCAUGAAGAAGAUGGCAUCGAUCCAUUCGAAUUUGCUGAACUUUUAAUGACAUCCGGAGUGGUGCUUAUGGACAACAUCAAGUGGUUAAGCUUUCACUCCGGCUACGACUUUGGAUACAUGCUAAAACUGUUGACGUACCAAAAUUUGCCAGCCGACGAGAGUGAAUUUUUCGAAUUGUUGCGGCUGUACUUUCCGACCAUCUAUGACGUAAAGUACUUGAUGAAAUCGUGCAAAAAUUUGAAAGGCGGCCUGCAGGAAGUGGCCGACCAAUUGGAAUUGCGACGCGUCGGUCCGCAACAUCAGGCUGGUUCCGAUUCACACUUGACGGGAAUGGCUUUUUUCAAAAUGAGAGAGAUGUUUUUUGAGGAUAAUAUUGAUAAAAACAAAUAUUGCGGACAUCUGUAUGGCUUGGGAACAUCAUUUAUUGUCAACGGCAACAAUUAUAAUUGCGAUAAUGGCGACAACAACUCAUCGUGAUUUGUGUGUUUUUUUACGUGGAUGCUGAAUAUUUUUUCUUUUCUUCUUUUUUUUUGGCGGUAAAGGUUUGGAAAUUUUGGCAUCUGUUUCCGAUUGUUUUAUAUGUACCGAAUGGUAAAUUAGGAUAAAAAUAAUUUUUUCUUCAAAUUGAAACACUUAGCCAAAAUCAUCAGUUUAACCAAUCCGAAAAAAAAAAUAUUUGUAACAGAAAUAGAGAGAGAGGAAAAGGAAAGGAAAAACCAAAAUCAAGUUCCAUUCAUCUCAUAAUGCCAUUCAUUUCAAUUGUAGAUAGUAGUGAAAUUUUCUUCAUUCUUUUUUAUGUAACUUCCCAUCUAAAGUAAACAUUUAUUUUGUCAUGUUUUUUUGUGUAUAAUUGAAAAUAUAUAAUUGAUUGACACCCGAUAAUUUAUCAGCAGAUUUUCCAUGUUCAAAAUAAUUAAAAAAAAAAACAACAAGAAGCCCAAAAGAAAAUUGUAACACAAUUUGCAUUUCAGUUUGCAAUC